AUGGUUGCUCAAGUUCAGAAGCCUGCCCCAAAGUUUACGAAGACUGCAGUGGUCGACGGUGUGUUUGAGGAGGUUUCUUUGGAAAAAUACGCGGGUCAGUACGUUGUUUUGGCGUUUAUUCCAUUGGCGUUCACCUUUGUCUGUCCAACGGAGAUCAUUGCGUUCUCUGAAGCUGCCAAAAAAUUCGAAGCUCUUGGAGCGAAGGUUUUGUUUGCCUCCACGGACUCCGAGUUUUCCUUGUUGGCAUGGACCAACGUUGCUAGAAAGGACGGUGGUUUGGGGUCCGUUGACAUUCCAUUGGUUGCCGACACCAACCACUCUUUGUCCAGGGACUAUGGUGUGUUGAUCGAGGAAGAAGGUAUUGCCUUGAGAGGGUUGUUCAUUAUCGAUGGCAAGGGUAUUGUCAGACACAUCACUAUCAAUGACUUGCCAGUUGGCAGAAACGUGGAGGAGGCUUUGAGAUUGGUAGAGGGCUUCAAGUGGACUGAACAGAGCGGCACUGUCUUGCCAUGUAACUGGACCCCAGGCGCCGCCACCAUCAAGCCAAGCCUAGAGGAGUCCAAGGAAUACUUUGGAUCUGCUAACAACUGA
This is a messenger RNA of Eremothecium cymbalariae DBVPG#7215, 591 nucleotides long. Its product is annotated as peroxiredoxin. The transcript has a single exon. Gene Ontology annotation, cellular component: cytosol. Gene Ontology annotation, biological process: response to oxidative stress; hydrogen peroxide catabolic process; cell redox homeostasis. Gene Ontology annotation, molecular function: thioredoxin peroxidase activity. Lineage: Eukaryota; Fungi; Ascomycota; Saccharomycetes; Saccharomycetales; Saccharomycetaceae. The record is from RefSeq and is a predicted model, not a curated record. Bases 1 to 591 code for a protein of 196 amino acids.